UUCAUGUAUUAUGUUCUCAUACGAGAAGGUAGCAAAGGAGGGAAGGCAUUUACUGCUGGGAAGGGUGGGAAGGGCUCCGCAUCAAAUGCAAAGCCUGCAAUGUCUGAUGCAGAACUAAAGCUUCAGCUUGAUAUGUCUCCAAAUUCUAUAUUGUUAACGAACUGUGAAGCAGCAGAAAUGUUGCAGAAAAUUCAGGGACAUAUGGCUAUCUUAUCAGAGGAUCCAAAGAUAAAAAUUCCCGAGUCGUUCGACAAGGCCUUUCAAUAUGCAAAAGAAGGAAAUCACUUCACCUCUGCGAAGUUGGUGAAAGAAAUCCUGGAACCCCUUAAAGACUAUGGUGUUAAUGAUGGCGAGAUAUGCAUGAUAGCGAACAUUGGGCCUGAGACCAUUGAAGAGGUUUAUGCACUCAUACCGUCUCUCAAGGCCACUAGGUCGAUCAAUGAAGGCAAGAUCGCGGAGGCCCUUACCGCCCUCGCUAACAUAAAAGCCUCCAAGUGAACCUCAGCUACACAGG
Molecule: messenger RNA, 514 nt
Organism: Triticum urartu
Lineage: Eukaryota; Viridiplantae; Streptophyta; Magnoliopsida; Poales; Poaceae
Source: RefSeq, a predicted model, not a curated record